Messenger RNA from Exophiala viscosa, 1899 nucleotides. RefSeq lists its product as uncharacterized. The transcript is spliced from 3 exons. Gene Ontology annotation, biological process: ubiquitin-dependent endocytosis. Gene Ontology annotation, cellular component: cytoplasm; plasma membrane; cytosol. Lineage: Eukaryota; Fungi; Ascomycota; Eurotiomycetes; Chaetothyriales; Herpotrichiellaceae. Gene Ontology annotation, molecular function: protein-macromolecule adaptor activity; ubiquitin protein ligase binding. The record is from RefSeq and is a predicted model, not a curated record. The coding region runs from base 1 to 1899 and encodes 632 amino acids.
AUGGCAUUGAAAUUCUUAAGUUCACACACGUCAUAUUCUGGCAGCAGUAGCAGUGUCAAAUAUUUCGACAUUCGACUUCACAAUGACUACAUCGUGUUUCGAGGAAGCGAGGACGAGGCUGCGAGUGCCGAACUCUCCGGCUCGGUUGUUCUGUGUCUUACCGAGGCCAUCAACAUCUCCCAUGUCAACUUGACAUUGAGCGGUAUCCUUCAUAUGUCCUAUUUGACUUCAUCCACCUCCUCCAUGUCUGGCAGACGCACCGCCUACAAAGAGAAGACAUUCUUUGAAAAGAGUUGGACUUUUCGGGAUCCCGGAAAGAGCAAAUCCGAAAUCUUACCGCCCGACAACUACGAGUGGCCCUUUAGAUGUAUUUUGGAAGGGUCUCUACCUGAGAGUGUUGAAGGCUUAAAAGAUGCAUGGGUAAUAUACCGCCUGAAGGCGGAGAUCAGUCGCAAGAGAGGCAGAGAUAUCGUCAUCCGUAAACCUUUGCGUAUUGUUCGCACCUUCGAUGCCAACGCCUUGGAGCUGGCUCACGCUAUGUCCGUGGAGAAUAUCUGGCCCAACAAGAUCGAAUACUCCAUCUGCAUACCCAACAAAGCGGUCGCUUUCGGUUCCUUCGUCCAAGUCGACUUCAAGUUAAUAUCCCUUCUCAAAGGUUUGGUCAUUGGCAAUGUCUCUACUCAGGUCAGGGAAGAACAGGAACUCGUCGUUGAUCCGGAGUGGGGAGUAUCCGCUCUCAACAAUGGUAUCACCAAGGUGGACAGGACCAUCGUCUCAGAUGUGUACAGAAUCGACCCUGAAAAAGAUGAACAGGUCAUCGACGAAGCCGCCGAAGGGUACCAGUUUACGCGGUUUCUGGAACUGCCCAAGUCUCUAAAUCAAUGCUUACAGGAUUGCAAUAUCAAAGGCAUCAAAGUCCGUCACAAGGUGAAGUUUAAUGUUCAGCUGCACAACCCCGAUGGGCACAUCUCAGAACUCAGAGCCAAUCUGCCGGUCUCCUUCUAUAUCUCACCGAGUCUCCCAAUCAACGAAAACAAUGAUCUCGUUGAUCAAUCAUCUCAAGCUAGUCGUGCUGCUAUCGCCAACGAUCUGGCCAAUUCAGCCCCACCUCUUUACGGUCAACAUACUCUCGAUCAAUUAUACACUGAUAUGGAAGGUUAUCGAACUCCAGGAAUGGCUCUGUCAGGACCAGGCACUCCUUACUUGCACAGCCGUCACGCAUCGUCAGACAACCUUGCAAGUCUUGCGGCUGUCACUAAUGGCUCCUUUGUAUCGCCGGUAGCUCUCGAGAAUAGGCUUCAAGAUCUACGAAUGACAAAUUCUGGCAAUCCAACUGAUGAAGAGAAUGAUUUGGCAACCAUUAUUGGACGGUCCAGGAGGAAUUCCGGCACAGCCCAGGCAAUCAGCGACUAUUUUACUGGCAAUUCAUCGAAUCAGAAUACACAUCCAAGACUGAGUCCUAAUGAUCAAGCCGCUCCAUCUGGAACCGCCACGCCGGGUUUGCCAGACAGUACGCUAAUUUCACGAAGGACGUCUGAGGAAGAGAACGCACCCAUGUCUGGAGCGCGGACCCCCUUUCCCCAAUACGACCACAUGGAGGAUCUGGCCAGAAUUCCAUCGUACACCACAGCCGUCAAGACACCGGCGCCAAGGACACCUUAUGAAGACUCAACGAAUCUUCCAUCGUAUGGAUCAGUCAUACGACAACCCAGUCCGCCGGCGCUUGCGGAACCUCCUGCAGCAUAUGUCCGCUCGUCUCCACGGGUUCCGGGCAGUCUCUCUUCAAGUCCGCCAGAAUUGGCUGCGAACGGCGGUAGAGGCCCAACGUUUCACAGAAACGUGAGUUCUAUACAAGACGAGGAGCGUAGGUUGAGGCUGUUACAGCUACGGGGUCGCUAG